Messenger RNA from Talpa occidentalis (Iberian mole), 5253 nucleotides. RefSeq names its product BRCA1 associated protein (gene BRAP). The record is from RefSeq and is a predicted model, not a curated record. The coding region runs from base 140 to 1918 and encodes 592 amino acids. Gene Ontology annotation, cellular component: cytoplasm. Lineage: Eukaryota; Metazoa; Chordata; Mammalia; Eulipotyphla; Talpidae. Gene Ontology annotation, biological process: Ras protein signal transduction; protein ubiquitination. The transcript has 12 exons. Gene Ontology annotation, molecular function: ubiquitin protein ligase activity; nucleic acid binding; zinc ion binding.
UGCGAGCGUCGCGCGAGGAGCAGCUGCUGCCGCUGCUGCUCCUGAGGCGGAGGCGGCGCUGCCGGGCCGCUCGGCCUCUCGGCUCGCCUCCCAGCCCUGCCCGAGCCCGCCGGGGCCCGCGCCGGCCCGCGCCUGCCCUAUGAGUGUGUCACUGGUUGUCAUCCGAUUGGAGCUCGCGGAACACUCGCCCGUCCCCGCCGGCUUCGGCUUCUGCGCCGCGGCCGGGGAAAUGUCUGAUGAGGAAAUCAAAAAGAAGACACUAGCUUCAGCCGUAGCCUGUUUAGAAGGGAAGUCACCAGGGGAGAAAGCAGCAAUCAUACAUCAGCACCUUGGGCGUCGAGAAAUGACAGAUAUGAUCAUUGAGACCAUGAAGUCCAACCCAGAUGAGCUAGAAGCUGCCAUGGAAGAAAAGAAGUCUUCAGAAGCAUCCCUUACUGCAUCAAGAAGUAAGGAUCAAAGUAAAGAAUGCAUAAGCACUGCUCCCGAUUCUCCAUCCAAACAGCUUCCAGACCAGAUCUCAUUCUUCAGUGGAAAUCCAUCAGUUGAAAUAGUUCAUGGCAUUAUGCACCUAUAUAAGACAAAUAAGAUGACUUCCUUAAAAGAAGACGUGAGGCGCAGUGCCAUGCUGUGUAUCCUCACCGUCCCGGCUACAAUGACCAGUCAUGACCUUAUGAAGUUUGUCGCCCCAUUUAAUGAAGUAAUUGAACAAAUGAAAAUCAUCAGAGACUCUACUCCAAAUCAAUAUAUGGUGCUGAUAAAGUUUAGUGCACAGGCCGACGCGGACAGUUUCUACAUGGCCUGCAACGGCCGCCAGUUCAACUCCAUAGAAGAUGACGUUUGCCAGCUGGUCUAUGUGGAAAGGGCUGAGGUACUGAAAUCUGAAGAUGGCGCCAGCCUCCCGGUGAUGGACCUGACCGAGCUCCCCAAGUGCACGGUAUGUCUGGAGCGCAUGGAUGAGUCUGUGAAUGGCAUCCUCACCACGUUGUGCAACCACAGCUUCCACAGCCAGUGUCUGCAGCGCUGGGACGACACGACGUGUCCUGUGUGCCGGUACUGUCAAACGCCGGAACCAGUAGAAGAAAACAAGUGUUUCGAGUGUGGCGUUCAGGAGAACCUUUGGAUUUGUUUAAUAUGUGGCCACAUAGGCUGCGGACGAUACGUGAGUCGACAUGCAUAUAAGCACUUUGAGGAGACCCAGCACACGUAUGCCAUGCAGCUCACCAACCACCGGGUCUGGGACUACGCUGGAGAUAAUUAUGUCCAUCGACUGGUUGCAAGUAAAACAGAUGGAAAAAUAGUACAGUAUGAAUGCGAGGGUGACACUUGCCAGGAAGAGAAAAUAGAUGCCUUACAGUUAGAGUAUUCAUAUUUACUAACAAGUCAGCUGGAAUCUCAGAGAAUCUACUGGGAAAACAAGAUAGUUCGGAUCGAGAAGGACACAGCAGAGGAGAUUAACAACAUGAAGACCAAAUUUAAAGAAACAAUUGAGAAAUGUGACACUCUAGAGCACAGACUCAACGAUCUCCUUAAAGAAAAGCAGUCUGUGGAAAGAAAGUGCGCUCAGCUGAACGCCAAAGUGGCCAAACUCACCUCCGAACUCAAAGAGGAGCAGGAAAUGAACAAAUGUUUGCGCGCCAACCAGGUCCUGCUGCAGAACAAGCUGAAGGAAGAAGAGAGGGCUCUGAGGGAGGCCUGCGACCAAAAGGAUCUGCAGAUCACCGAGAUCCAGGAGCAGCUGCGAGAUGUCAUGUUCUACCUGGAGGCGCAGCAGAAGAUCAACCACCUGCCGGCAGAGACCCGGCAGGAGAUCCAGGAGGGACAGAUCAACAUCGCCAUGGCCGCGGCCCCCAGCCCCCCACCCUCGGGCAGCAGUGGGAAGCUGCCCUCCAGGAAGGGCCGCAGCAAGAGGGGCAAGUGACCUUUAGAGAAAUGGCCGUCCUUGAGACUUUGCCCAGGCAUGGCGAGGGUGUGCUGGGGCCUUCAGCUAAAUGUGAGGGUGGACCCCGAAUAAGCACAAGUGAGGAUCAAGCCGCAGUUGUUUGGGGUUUCAUUUGCUAGUGUGUGGUGUGGCGGGUGCAGAGGGCGCCGGCUCGGGGAGCUGCUGGACACAGACUGUCUGGAGAGGUGGCUGCUCUUUUCAGCUGUAAUGUUCACUAACCUCAGACAUUCUGAUGACCAUUUUGCCUUCCUACUUGACAGAUGCCCCCACUCUGCCGUGCAUUUUUCCUUUGUAUUUAUUGAGUUGGCAUAUUUGACCUUCACUGCUGGGGGCUUUAAGACAUUGGAUUUUUUUGGUAACCUCAAAGGUAACAUUACCUCGCACAGAAGCACCAAACCUCUCUGAGCUCAUAGCAGCUGCUGUAAGGUGAGGUUCCCACUGGCUGCUGAGGGUUUAUGAAAUGUCCCUAGCAUGAGUCUCAUCAUUGUCUUCCCUCCCUCCCCCCCUCUAGGGAAUUGAAGAAUUGGUUGAAUGUUACAUGAAGAGGCUGGGCCUGUAACCCAGGCACUGGCCUAUCACCAGCAGCCGCCUCUUCUUGCUCUGGAACCAGCCAGGAAAAGCAAACAACCGAGGGCAGACCAAGUAGACCCAGUGUAGAAAAAUGGUGGCGUUUCCGUUGGUUUAUUUAUGGUGGCUCCACACUCCAUUAUGAAUCUCCUGUAAGAAGGAGGCUCAGUAGUGGCUCCAAGAGUCGAAUCUCAGAGUGGAUUUCCUCACGUCUAGCAAGAAUAAGCAGGCACAUUUGCCAGCCGUGUGAAGAUGUGGAGGGCGGUCUCUGCCUCGCUGGUUGUGUAUUUUGCUGGGAUCAGUAUUUUCUGAAUGUUUACAAAAGACUGGGCGGUGUGUUCAGGUUGCGGCUAGAGGGAGCUUGGGCAGAUUUUCAGUUAUGCUUUCAAGAUAGAACCAAAGGCUGUUUCUCAAUCUGAAAAUCAGAAUUUUAACAGAGCCCCCUUUACAGCGGCCUGCAGUGCUCGUUGAGGGUCAACAGAGGGGCUGUGUACUUUCUCGAGAAACCUAAGCAUCCAAUAAUUUGUCAUACUCAGUGACUGAGCACAAGGAAUGUAAGAUCUGCGUUACAAGUCAGUUCGCAAAAGCGGUAGCUGGAUGGUUAAGGGACAUACUGUGAAAUGAUGGGCUUGGGGUGGUUUGGUUUGGUUUUAUUUUUUCUUCUUAUAACUAGCCAAAGUUUUCAAGGUAUUACACUUCCAGAAAUGUUUUAUAGCCUUUGGUUCGGCCUCAUUCCCUUUGACCUGACGUCUUACAUGUUAACCUGUGGGCGCACCAGCUGUGUCGCUAACCAUUCGUUGUUGAGGGAUGUGCUGCGGCAUUUCCCAAAGAACCUUACCUGUAACUUUGCAAAAUGAAUGUACUCAGACAUUCUCAAUUUCUACUUAGGGCAGACCAACUCUCUAAGUCCCUCUUGGACCUACAUAUAUAAAUACACACAGAUGUCCUAAAGCAAGGGUGGGAAUGUAGUAACUUAAUUCUCUUUCCUAUAGAGAUUCUAUUUUAUUUAAAAUCUAUUUUUACACUAGUUAGAAUCUUGCUUUUUUGGCCAAGUACUUGUUUUGCCUGUCUGACCUUGUGGAAGCUGGGGUGGAUCGCAGCAUACUAAUUAAGAGAAUUGGAAGUAGUUUGCAAAGCUUGCUUGAUCCUCAUUUCUCAGUGAUCACCUCCAUCAAGCAGCCCUGCCACCAGCUGGGAGAAGAGAGCUUUUCAGUCCAGGUGGGAUAAAUGUUCUGAAAGGCUGGGCUCAGAGGAAUGAGCAACUAGGCAAAUGUUUCCAAACUACUUGAAGGUUUAAGAAAUUGUUCCAGGAAAAAAAAAAAAAACCUUACCAAGAUAUGUAAAGAAAACAAAAAAUUAAUGGUCAGAGUCCUGUUUGAUUUUGACAAAAUUACAUAAGAUAGAAGCUGUUAGUGUUUUCCUGGUUGCAAGUGAACCACUUAACAUAUCCAUACUACCUUGAACAAUGAAAUCACAUUAAAAUAACCAAACUUUGAAAUGAUCUCGCCCGGUGUGAAAUGUGUUUCUCUCUGAUUGACAUUUGCUUGAGAAGCUGAUUUAAAUCAUCUAAGAAAGUGUCGGUGGUCUGGAUUUUAAAAAGCAGCCUAUAAGUCAACCCCACAGCAAGUUAGUGCGCAGCCAGGAUGCCUGUCUCUCUGCCCCUUUGCUCCAACUGCCCGCGCUAGUAAAAUGUCACUGAACCGGAGACAGACUAGGGAAACCGACCUGAAUUUGGUGGGUCGAGAAGACCCGGCACAUAACUCUUUUGCAAACUGAAAGCGACCUGGGACUUUUUUUCCCGGGCCCGGCACCGGGGUGGUUUCAUUAUAGGAAACUGGCACAAAUGGGCAGUACCAAGCACUGAAGCAACUACCCCUCCCUGCUCGCAUGCUGAAGUUGUCCUCAUCAGAAGCGCUGAGAAACUGAUUUAAACAGCCAGUCAGUCGAGUGUGGAGAAUUUGGCAAGUCACGAAUGAACAACCUUCUGUCAUCUCUUGGAAACCCCUCUCCCAUUGCAGUCGGGAUACACCAGCUACAAACACUACCCUAGAGACUUGGCUGCUGUGUAUGGUGCCACAUUGCUCGGGCUGGUGGCAAAUUUUGGCGGGUGUGAUGAAGUCCACGGGCUCAUGCAAAAAAAGGAAAGUCACUCAGCAUUUGAGGAAAGCGGUUUUGUUGUCUCCAGGAUCAUGCUGUAUUAACUGUCGCGGUGAUUCUGCUGCUCUGCUUCUCACUUGGCAGGGGAAGGGAAAAUUUUCAGGAGUCUUUUUAAGAACCAGCUCCAGGCUCCUUAAUGAUGCCUGCGAACAUCAAAACUACCCAGACCUGGCCAUCCCCUUAAACCAGUCUAGGAAGCCAGCGUGUUCUCUGGCCUCUGCUGCCGGCCAGGCCUCUGUUCUGACCGGCGGAUAUUCCUGCACGGGAGUCCUAGCGCAUCUGUGUAGUGAACACAGCAACAGAUGCAGCUUUGAAAGUUAGAAUGUUUAAAUGACCGCAGAGAAUGAAGGAGUAAUAGGGUAAAAAGACUUUGCCAUCAGGAGUUCUGUAAGGGCAGGACUGGACACGGUGCAGGUUUUCUGAUCCCAUGCAGACCGGGUAAAGGAGGAGUCAGAGUCCUCAGUAGUUUUGCAGGUUUUUUAUUUGGGGUUCUCCAGGCAUAUGGCAGGCAGGGGUGCUGGCCUGCCAGCCUCCCAGCCCCCAGCAAGUCUUCACUCUAUCUGGACUCUCUGGCGUUCGUUCUGCUGCUU